AUGGGGGUUUAUAGGGGGUUCGAUAGGCAGGUGGUUUGGGUUCAUGGGUUCGAUUGGCAUAUUGAUGGGGCCAAGCAUAUGCUACGUAGGCGUCGACAGUUCUAUCCCGGGGCGUAUUGGCAAGAUGUUGUUGUGAUGAAUAUUAUGUUCUCACAAGUGGUACCGGCCCGUUAUGAUGCAUAUCAGAAUGCCAAGGAAGCGGAUAAGAAAAGGUUUUUGUGGGAUUCAGAUGUGAUAUCAAUGAUUACGGGAAUUGACAAUCAAUUUCUGGCAUCGUGGAAGGGAGUAGACACUGUAUAUUGGUGCCAGAACUACCUUCAAGCGCAUUGGUUUGCAGUUGAAGCCUCCAUUUCUACUUGGACUCUGAAUGUUUAUGAUUCGGACGUGACCGUGAUAAGUGAUAAACAACUGCAAUCGUUUAUGAAGUCAUGGUCUACUUUGUUCCCAUCGUUGUUAUUGCAGUCACAACUUUUCAAGGACGACCCUCGGUUGACGAUUCCACCUGGAGCUAAAAGAUGCAAAGAGUUCAAUGUGCACCGCAUGCCAGUUGAUUCAGUACCCCAAACCAAAGUCAGUGGAGAUUGUGGUGUGUACGCCAUCAAGCACAUCGAACACUUAUUGGGUAGGCUACCACUUGACACGAUUUGCGAUGACAACAUGGAGUUGUUCAGAAACAAAUGGACAAUUGACUUAUGGUAUCAGAAUAACUCUCAAGAACUAUAUUUCAGAGCCCGGAACUUCAAGGUUUUCAGUUGCUUUGCUAAGGAUCCUUUUGCAAGCCCAAAGCUAUUCCUUUUCAGAAUCUCCAAUCUUUAUCCAGACAUGGACUCCACCAAUGUGUUCGAUCUUUACAGCACCCCAGAGGCUGCCGCAGCUCCUCCAAGCAAGAAGAAAACCAGUAAGAGACAUACUGGGGAGAGCAACAAAGCGCCUCAGGCGAAGAAGGCCUGGAAUGUAGGCCCUUCGGAGGACAGGCCCUCUGCCACUGUGACUCCGCCUUCUCCCCGCGAGCAGUAG
Messenger RNA from Humulus lupulus (European hop), 1017 nucleotides. RefSeq lists its product as uncharacterized. Gene Ontology annotation, biological process: proteolysis. Bases 1 to 1017 code for a protein of 338 amino acids. Gene Ontology annotation, molecular function: cysteine-type peptidase activity. The transcript has 5 exons. The record is from RefSeq and is a predicted model, not a curated record. NCBI's taxonomy places the organism in Eukaryota, Viridiplantae, Streptophyta, Magnoliopsida, Rosales, Cannabaceae.